AUGUCUCUCAACGCUGGUGGGGCCAUCCUUGCUGUAGCAUCUGCUGUCGGCCUCCUGGUUCUGUGGUUCAGACGCCCCACUCAUCUUCCUCCCGGCCCAAAGCCUCGUUUCUUCUUCGGGAAUAUCUACGAGAUACCUCGCUCUCACGCUUGGAAGGUCUACAUGGAGUGGGCUAAACGUUACGGCUCCGUCUUCAUGCUACGCGUCUUCAACCAGAAGAUCAUCGUGCUCAACUCGCAUGCGGCCGUGAUGGACUUGCUUGAGUCUCGCUCCUCUAUAUACUCAGAUAGACCCAUGCUUUGGAUGUACAAGGUGCUUGUCGACCGCCAAUGGGCCAUCUUCAACAUCACCGAUCGGCAUCCGCGCUUCAGGAUCUAUAGGAGAAUCCUCAACUCAGCUCUCAACCCCAAGAUCAUACAAGAGUAUCGCUCUCUUCAGACGCGCGAGGCCAACGCUUUGCUCCGACGGCUACACGAAUGCCCCACCGACUUCACUACUCACCUGAGACGCAACGCCGGCACCAUCAUACUUGAGCUUGCAUAUGGCUGGACUGUUCGGGGUGACGAAGAUCCUUUCGUCAGACUCAUAGAGGAUGGUUUCAAAGUGCAAGCCAGUCUCGUACGACCUGGGUCCUAUUACGUCGACAUCUUCCCUUGGUUGCGCUUUGUUCCCGCAUGGUUCCCAGGCGCGAGCUUCAAGCGCAAAGCCAAGGCAUACAAGGAGUUCUUCCAUGGCAUAGAUCGCGUCCCGCACGAUUGGGCGAUGAAACAGAUCAAGUCCGGGACUUACGUCGACUCUUUCACGUCUCGCAAUAUGCGACCUCAGGAUGGACCGGUGCCGGAUGCAGAGAUGGAAGAUAUCAUCAAAUGGUGCAGCAGCGCUCUCUACGCUGGCGGUGCUGAUACAACCGUCGCCGCCAUGACGACGUUUAUGUUGUGCAUGACCCUGAACCAAGACGCACAAGACCGAGCUAGGAAAGAGAUUGAUGCUGUCGUGGGCAUUGACCGUCUUCCCACUCUUGAGGAUCGCAAGGAUCUGCCGUAUGUUGAGGCCUUGAUUAAGGAAGUCUUUCGCUGGGCGCCGCCGGUCCCUCAGGGUCUUCCACAUAUGGUGAUACAAGACGAUCACUACCAGGGACUGCUCAUGCCGGAGGGCACGAUGAUAUUCGCCAACAUCUGGGCUCUCACGCACGAUCCUGAUGUAUACCCUGACCCGGACACCUUCAAUCCCGAGCGCUUCCACCACAAAGGUCCCGAAGAUACGCAGUUCGACCCAACGAGGUAUAUCUUCGGGUUCGGCCGGCGCGUCUGUCCUGGCGCACACUUCGCAGAGGCGUCUGUCUUCUUGAACAUCGUGAGCAUCCUAUCGGCGCUCUCUAUACUCAAGCCUCUGGACGACAAAGGCAAGGAGUACGAUCCGCCUUACGAAUACACAUCGACCGUCACAACUCACCCCAAACCCUUUCCUUUCCGCAUUCUGCUUCGUCCUCAUGCACGCAGUUUGCUUGACUUGAAUGACUAA
Messenger RNA from Peniophora sp. CBMAI 1063, 1521 nucleotides. The record is from the annotation of a GenBank genome assembly. Lineage: Eukaryota; Fungi; Basidiomycota; Agaricomycetes; Russulales; Peniophoraceae.